This is a messenger RNA of Xenia sp. Carnegie-2017, 1708 nucleotides long. Its product is annotated as galanin receptor type 1-like. The record is from RefSeq and is a predicted model, not a curated record. Bases 336 to 1448 code for a protein of 370 amino acids. Gene Ontology annotation, molecular function: G protein-coupled receptor activity. The transcript is spliced from 2 exons. Gene Ontology annotation, biological process: G protein-coupled receptor signaling pathway. Lineage: Eukaryota; Metazoa; Cnidaria; Anthozoa; Malacalcyonacea; Xeniidae. Gene Ontology annotation, cellular component: membrane.
UUAAUUAGUCUUUGAUCGUGCUCAGAGAAUUCCAAGGAAAUCAAAGAGUACAUCGCCAGUACGUAUUAUAGCACUAACACGUUUCCAUUCAGGAUUUCAUAGAUGCUGAUGUGAAAUUGAAACUGCAGCGACUGCUCGCGUAUUUGAUUUAAAGUUUUGAUAGCAUAUGAAAGUCAUCAUUUAACACAGCUCAAUACAAACGUCUCUACAAUGCUGGACCGAACAAUUUAGUAAGCAAGAAAAGGGUUCUGUUAUCAAGACACCUGGUGUUUACAGACAGGAACUGAUCGAAUUUCAAGUGCGUAUUGUUUGACCUUAUUUUUCAUCUGGAGAAAAUGACAGGCUUUGAUUUACGAGCAUGGGAGCUCGUUUGCUACACUUUUAUAUUUAUUUUUGGUGUGGUCGGGAACUUCAUUGUCAUUUUGGUAAUAAGAAAGAGCCGUCGGCUACCUAAGCAUCGCUUCCGCCAUGUACCAUUUAAUGUAUACUUGAUGAAUUUGGCUAUAGUUGAUUUAGCGUUGUGUGCUAUUUGUCUGCCAGUUUAUAUAAUGGGUACUAGUUCGUUCCCACAUCCUACAGGCGUAAAUGGCGACGUUUUGUGUAAACUGGUGACAGGAAAUUUACCUCAGUUCUGGCUUGCUGGAGUGUCUAUUUACAUUCUUGUGAUAAUUAGUUUCGAGAGGCAUUAUAGUAUCACUAGACCUUUCCAAUCGCGCAUGCGCGUAGCGACAUGGAAGACCUACGUGUAUAUUGGAAUAGCGUGGUUUUUUGGCUUCUUGAGGGAGAUACCUGUUCUUGUUGGGAUUCGUUACACGGCAAUCAACGCAACCAUUGGAACUAGCUGCUACUACUGGCCAAGCAAAACGACAAAUAUUUUUGUAUUUUCGAUUCUUUUCCUCACGCAAUACGUCUUCCCGUCGAUUGUUUUUCUUGUGAAUUUCUCCCGUACGACAAAACACAUACGUCGAUUGGACAAAACACUCAAGCUUGGUAUUCAAGAUGAACGAGAGCGAAUAAAAACGGUGAAAGGGAAAAAACGAUCGAUUCGUAUCGUUUUGAUAGUAUUGUUAGUAUUUUUGCUGUUUUGGACACCGAAUAACAUUAUGUACUUUUUACUUCAAAUUGGAAAGAAUUCGGAUGUCGUAUGGAGUUCGGACGUAUACCAAAUGGGUAUAAUUUUAGGAUUUUCCUCGUCAAGUAUGAAUCCAAUCAUAUAUGCUUUUCAAAGUAAGGAAUUUAGGAAGAAUUGCGCCAAUGUUUUUCGACAAUUUAUACAUUUUGACAAAGAUCGACGGAAACAGACUGAUAAACGAAGAAUGAAUUUUAAGGUCAUCGAGAAAAAGGCAAACAAGAGGCGAUUUCAAGAGUUUGUGACGUCAUUUGAAACUGAGAUAAAUUCGGACGUGGACUUCGAAGUUGGGCCAAGGAGGGAAAAUGUUGUAAUCUGAAACAGAUCAUUCGAAAGAGGGAGACUAGGCCGGCUUCACCCCUCCCUCCUCCCCCUAAAUAUUUUCUCAAAUUGUUAGAAAAAUUUCACAUAUUUUAGUUUCGUUUUUUUAAAUGUUGAAUGACAUAUUCAACCCACCCACCCCCCAUUUUUUUUAAUGUAAUUUUUUAACGAUGGUCAUUUGAUGUAAAAUAUCUCUGUAUUAAAUAAUGAAAAUUCUAUGUUUCUGGCACCACCAGAAUAAAUAAGAUCUCUUUCAAU